Owenia fusiformis is the source of this 1076-nucleotide messenger RNA. Lineage: Eukaryota; Metazoa; Annelida; Polychaeta; Sabellida; Oweniidae. The record is from the annotation of a GenBank genome assembly.
AGAAUGACUACAGUAAGUAUCAGCUGUCAAGGCUUCCAGGACCAUAUCCCAGUGAAGAGCAAAGAAAAUAACGAUCGUGCUCCAUUUUCUAUUCGGCGCAAAGUUGUGGUUUUUGUCUUUCCAGUUUAACUGCUGAUUUCGACUUAAAGUACAAUAUGUUUACCAUAUAUUUCUGCGGCAGUAUCAGAGGUGGACGCCAAGAUGCAGACCUCUACCAACGCAUCAUCAAGAAGCUGAAGAAAUAUGGCAAAGUACUUACUGAAUUUGUUGGGAGUGACGAGUUAAUGGGUGAACUUGAUGCAACAUUGGACAAUGAUGAGGUGAAAAUACAUAAUAACGACAUUGGGUGGCUAUCUACAUCAUCGGCUGUUGUUGCGGAGGUUACUCAACCAUCUUUAGGGGUGGGCUAUGAACUAGGCCGUGCUGUUGCUAUGGACAAGAAGGUCCUUUGCCUUUACAGACCUCAACCAGACAAAUUACUUUCCGCAAUGAUCCGUGGUGCUAACAACGACAAGAACUUCCUGUGCCGAGACUAUGAGGAGAAUCCGAGCUUGAUACUCUUCUCAAGAACUUUUUCCAAACUGUCGUUGGAAUCAACCCCGAAGCCGCUCAGGAAGUGAUUGAUGUGGAGCCAGAGUCAAAUGGCGAAAGCAACGAAGCUAGUAAUGAUGCUAAUGGAAGUGCAGAUGCUGCUCCCACCGAGGCUGUUGCUGAGGCACCAGAGUCGACAGAAUGAACGAAAGUGGACACUGGUCGUGCAUAAUCACCCUUUGACUUCAGUAACAUUCAACAUCAAUUUAAUCUCAUACACAUCAUCCAUUUAUAGUUAUUAUGCGAAAGGGUAAUACAUGUGACAAAAAUUGGACUCUGACUUACUGUAGGGUCAACCAAACUCAGAUAUAUAUUUCCUUUUAAUUUUUGGUUUGUUUUCCAAAGGGUCAAUUUGCAUCAGAAGAUUUCAAUGGGAGCUAUUUCAACAUGAAAAUCCAAUGUUUUAUUUACUUUUAGUUGUUGUACAGCGAUAUUCUGUAUAGAUAGACAUAGUAAUAUAAAUAUUUUAUAUAGUGCCUGUAGAU